CUGCUAAUGUGGGUCGGUUGAACAAAAUGGCAACGUAUGGUGACGAGCCAGUCGACAGCUAUUUCUAUUCAUCUUACAACCCGUACACGGGCAGAUACCCCCGGCCUAAAGACGCGGGGUGGAAAUAUAAAAGUUACCUCUCCCACUAUGGAGACACUUCGGACGCCUUCAACAACCACCAGCGCGCCCAGCUGAAGUCCAUCUUGUCCCAAAUCAAUCCGAAACUCACCCCGAGGCUCAGGAAGGCGAACACCAAAGAUGUAGCGGUGCAGGUAAACCCUAAGAGAGACGCCUCGGUGCAGUGCUCCAUCGGCCCGCGGACCCUGUUGGCCAUGAAGCGGGACUUCCGGCGCAGGAGAAGGCCGGAGCCCGCAGCUCCCGGCAGCCCGCAGGGUGCGGGAGAGGUGCGGUACCCUCGCACCCUCGCCGUGUAUUCACCCAUUGCCUACAGAAGCGUUACCUCCUUCCUGGUCGACGAAAACAACAACAAUAAAGAAGUUUCCUGCAGUGAGGCGCAGACUGGAGAGCCGCGAGGUGACCCGCCCGAGUCCGCGGGGAAAAGCGACGAGAAGGGUAAAGAGAAGCAGGCGGGUGAGGGUGGAAAGACCGCAAAGCUCCCAGACCAGCGCAAAAUGCCCAAGACCAAACAGAAAGUGAAGAGCGAGGAUGUGCAGCCAAAUACAGAUGGGUUAAUGGACAAGGCGCGUGUGCGGUUCCAGUUUCUGGAACAGAAGUAUGGAUAUUAUCACUGCAGAGAAUGCAAUCUGCGAUGGGAGAGUGCCUAUGUUUGGUGUGUUCAGGGUACCAACAAGGUUUACUUCAAACAGUACUGUCGAAAAUGCCAAAAGGACUUCAACCCUUACCGUGUUGAGGACAUCACAUGUCAUAAUUGCAACAAAGCACGCUGUGUCUGUUCAAUAACACAACGCCACGUUGACCCCAAACGGCCCCACAGACAGGACUUGUGCGGCAGAUGCAAAGGCAAGAGGCUCUCCUGUGAAAGCGCUUUCAGCUUCAAAUACAUCAUCUAGGAAGCAUCUGGAGCUGAACUCUGCCCUGCAACAUCACUACAUGUCCUGUGGGAGACAUCUGCCGAUGCAAUAAUGGCAUUUUGGAUGCGAAACAUAAAUUUGACUUUAUUUCAUGCCUGUUUUGUGUUGAUGGAAUUAAUGGUAAGCACCACACCAUUUACAGUGUAAUAAAUGGCUACCUUGCACUCUG
Messenger RNA from Centropristis striata (black sea bass), 1221 nucleotides. It is a transcript of the gene zar1, whose product is annotated as zygote arrest 1. Gene Ontology annotation, molecular function: mRNA base-pairing post-transcriptional repressor activity. Gene Ontology annotation, biological process: translation. Bases 27 to 1031 code for a protein of 334 amino acids. The transcript is spliced from 4 exons. Gene Ontology annotation, cellular component: cytoplasm. Lineage: Eukaryota; Metazoa; Chordata; Actinopteri; Perciformes; Serranidae. The record is from RefSeq and is a predicted model, not a curated record.